UUCUCUCUCCCUACUCUGCAAACUAUAUUACUAUAAGGUGCUGCAAAGGAAAACAGGGCCGCCUCUGUUUUACAUCUAGCGAAAAGCACUAAUCUUUUUCCAAGGCAACAAAAACCUCCAUCAAAGUUUGUAUUUUUUAUCGUUUCUUUGCUGUUCUUAUCAUCUGGGCUGCUUCAUUUCUCUAUAUUAGCAACUGGGUCUUGGUCAUUCUCUUAAUCGAAACCCACCACCCAACAAUCUCAAGAUAAAAUCUCAUGGAGUGGUAUUCUGGAAGUGGUAUUGAUGAUUUUGUGGUUCCAGAGGAUCGAGAAGUAUAUGAUAGGCUUCCAUCACCAGAGAGUUGGUCGAAAUGGUGUGCAGAUGCAUCAGAAAGUCAUGAGUUUUCUAACAAACGCUUUCUUAUGGAUUCAAAAUUGACUGGGGAGGAACUCAAAUUCAAUGGUGAAAUUUUGAGUAAAGAAGUUGAAAGUUUCUACAAUGGUAAAGAUCAGUCUAGUGGUUCAAGCAUCAGUGGAAGAUUAUCUGAAGAGUCACUUCCCCAGACUGCUCUUUCAUGUGACCAGCCAGAUUACCAGCUUGAUGAUCUUUCAGAAAUCGAACAACUGGAUGAAUUUUUCCUGAGUUCCUUUCUCGAGGAUCUACCCAGGAAUGAAAAUCUUAACAGCUCAUUUUGCUUUUCUGCCGAAGCAGAAUGUGGCAUGGUAUCUGCUGACAAUCGCUUCACAGACACAAUGUCAGAUUUGCAAAGUAUCUCGAAUGAUGCACAUGGCAUGGGAAGCUCAAAGUAUCUCAAAACACAUGCAUUUUCUCCAUCAUUAAGUUGGGAGGAAGGUGAAGUUGCUGCUUCACACUUCAAUCCAUGCAACUCAGACCAAAAGGAUUUGGCACCGGUAAAGGCAUCGCUGGUUAAUGUCUUGGUCCCUUCUGAGCAUGAUAGUAUGAUUGGACUUGUUGACGAGGAAACAUCUCUUCAACAAUCUGCGCUACAGGAGCUAGAAAUGGUUAUGGCCCAGUUAAAUGAUAAGACUAGAAUUUGCUUUCGUGAUGCCUUGUACCGGCUAGCCAGCAAUUCAAAGCAACAUCCAAUAAAACAGGACCAAAAUGGAGACGUGUCCAUGGAAACACCGGGUACCGGUGAAGAUGAGAAAAUGGGGUCUGGUGGAAAGACGACAAUCGAAAUGGAGACCAACGCCAUUGACAGAGCCAUUGCAAAUCUCAUGUUCUGUAAGAUGGACCUAAACAUGCGAGAUUUUCCUGUCUCAGCACCAGUAAAUUCCAAGCAAGGAAUUUCCAGAGAAACAAAACCCCUAAAUUGCCGCUGGAAUGAGCCUCAAGUCCACGAUCUCCCUUCCUAUCCAAGUUUCCGAGGUGAUGCUGAGGUCCCAAUCCUUGGUCAUGGAUAUCGACAGAUAAGAGCAAAUCCAGGCAAGCAUAUGUGAAGAAAUCCUGAGAGAAGAUUUUCUAAGUUUAUAGUAAUGUUUUUCAAAAGUAGGACGAAGCCAACAAUCCUUGAAUAAGUAUUGUACUCCUCUAAAAAAAGAUUGAAAGAUCCUCUUGAAGUGCUUAUCUCAUAUGUAUAUACCAGGGAUUUAUGUAUAAUUAGUAUGCAUGGUUAGGUGCUAGGUCGGAUAACUUGCUGCAUCCACUCAGCUCAGUUUUGGUAGGUGCAUAUACAGAUGGAUUCAGUAAGCAGUGACAUACAAGCUAAUGCAUUUGUUGUUCUUGUUUA
Molecule: messenger RNA, 1729 nt
Organism: Populus nigra (black poplar)
Lineage: Eukaryota; Viridiplantae; Streptophyta; Magnoliopsida; Malpighiales; Salicaceae
Product: protein LNK3
Exons: 6
Coding region: 255-1439 (394 amino acids)
Biological process (GO): circadian rhythm; regulation of DNA-templated transcription
Source: RefSeq, a predicted model, not a curated record